GAGGAGGAGAAUCUACGCUCCCAGGUCAGGGACCUGGAGGAGAAAUUGGAGACUCUGAAGAUCAAGCGAAAUGAAGACAAAGCAAAGCUUAAAGAGCUGGAGAAGUACAAGAUCCAGCUGGAGCAGGUGCAGGAGUGGAAGAGCAAAAUGCAAGAGCAGCAGGCUGACCUCCAGAGGCGUCUGAAGGAGGCCAGGAAGGAAGCCAAAGACGCCUUGGAGGCCAAGGAGAGGUACAUGGAGGAGAUGGCAGACACGGCUGAUGCCAUCGAGAUGGCCACGCUGGACAAGGAGAUGGCCGAGGAGCGCGCGGAGUCCCUGCAGCAGGAGGUGGACUCCCUGAAGGAGAAGGUGGAAUACCUCACCAUGGACCUGGAGAUCCUGAAGCACGAGAUCGAGGAGAAAGGCUCGGACGGAGCAGCCUCCAGCUACCAGGUGAAGCAGCUGGAGGAGCAGAACGCCAGGCUCAAGGAAGCUCUUGUGAGGAUGCGGGACCUGUCUGCCUCCGAGAAGCAGGAGCACGUGAAGCUGCAAAAGCAGAUGGAGAAGAAGAACACGGAGCUGGAGUCGCUGCGCCAGCAGAGGGAGAAGCUCCAGGAGGAGGUGAAGCAGGCGGAGAAGACGGUGGAUGAGCUGAAGGAGCAG
Messenger RNA from Merops nubicus (carmine bee-eater), 642 nucleotides. RefSeq names its product dynactin subunit 1-like. The record is from RefSeq and is a predicted model, not a curated record. The transcript has 4 exons. NCBI's taxonomy places the organism in Eukaryota, Metazoa, Chordata, Aves, Coraciiformes, Meropidae. The annotation marks the transcript as partial.